UCGAUUCUAAAUUGUGUUUGUUGAUUGGUUGAUGUGUAUGUGAAUAAAAGUCGUAUGAGGCAAGUCAUACGAUAUCGCGAUGUUGUAUGAAAUAUUAUUAAUUGUAAUGAGACUAUGUUGGGUUUUCUGGGUUUUACUUAUUACUAUGGUUAAAGUUCAUUGGUCCAGAACAGUGUUUUGUGAUGACUGUUUUUUUUUCUUUCUUUCGACAGGUAAAUGUGUCUUACUUCACUUCAGUAUCAAGACAGGAGGAGUUAGAGGCCACUUUAGACUUUGUAAUCUCACUCUUCUCCAUUACAUAUUGCCUGGCCAUUAGCAUUUCAAUUAUUUUUUGUCUGCGGUUUGACUGUGUUAGAACAAAGGUGUGGGUUGCUGUAGCUGGUGUAAUCUCUGCUGGUAUGGCUGUACUCUCCAGUUUUGGACUGCUGCUGCUCUGUGGAAUCCCUUUUGCAAUGACAGUGGCUACGGUCCCCUUUCUGAUUCUUGGUAUUGGUGUUGAUGAUAUGUUCAUAAUGAUCUCCUGCUGGCAGAAGACUAAAGUUCAUGAUGAAGUUGAGGAACGCAUAGCAGCAACAUAUAAAGAGGCUGCUGUGUCCAUCACUAUCACCACACUGACAGAUGUGCUCUCUUUCUACGUCGGUCUCUUUACUCCGUUCCACUCAGUACAGUCUUUCUGUAUGUACGCUAGCACAGCUAUUCUCUUCUGUUACUUCCUUAACAUCAUGUUCUUUGGCGCCUGUCUUGCACUGAAUGGAAGGCGAGAAAAAGGUAACAAAAACUGGCUGACUUGUAUGGAAGUCCCAAAAGCCAAUGCUGGUGAUUCUACAGGCAAUAUUUGUUGUACUGGUGGAGCUUUUAAUGAAAACACUGGUACUGAUUUAGAAAUGCCAAUGGAUUUAUUCUUUCAAAAGCACUAUGGGUCAUUUCUGACAAAGACCUGGGUUAAGAUGUUUGUGUGUUUGUUGUAUGCUGGUUAUUUGGCAGUCAGCAUUUAUGGAUGCUCCCAAAUACAGGAGGGACUUGAUCUGAAAAAUUUAGCUACGGAUGACUCGUAUGUCUACAAUUAUUACAGUGAUGAAGAUAAAUAUUUUUCUGCUUAUGGUCCCAAUGUCAUGUUGGUUAUAACCGAUGAACACUUUCAGUACUGGAAUUCAACUGCUCGUGAACACCUUGACAGAUGUCUGGAACAUUUUCAGAAUCUUUCAAUGGCAUCUAAAGAUUCAGAGAUUUCAUUUAUUUCUUGGCUUCAUGAAUACAUAAAGCAUGGAAAGAGUAUUACAGAUAAUGAAACACAAUUCAAAAGUAAUUUGACUGCAUUUCUUAAUAGUGCGGAUUUUAGUCAGGAUGUCAGCUUCACUAACAAUCAAAUUCACGCAUCACGCAUGUUCAUUCAGACAAUGAACUUUAGAACGUCGGUCAAUCAGAAAGAGCUGCUCAAUGCAUUUAGAGAAACAGCAGAAAAAUGUGAUAAGUUGCCGACACCCAUUAAUCUCACAGUGUACCAUCCUUUGUUUAUCUAUUUUGACCAAUUUGCUGUUAUAGUCAGUAAUACAAUCCAGAAUGUAAUAGUGACAACCUGUGCGAUGUUAGUUAUUUCGCUCUUGUUGACUCCCAAUCCUCUCUGUUCUCUCUGGGUGACUUUUGCCAUUGCAUCUGUUUUUGUGGGUGUGGCUGGUUUCAUGGCACUCUGGGAUGUUAAUUUAGACUCAGUUUCUAUGAUAAUUCUUAUUAUCUGUAUCGGGUUUUCUGUGGACUUCUCUGCUCAUAUAUCCUACGCUUUUGUGUCCAGUGAAAAAUCUUCAGCAAAUGAGAAAGCCAUAGAUGCGAUCUUUAAUCUGGGUUAUCCAAUAAUACAAGGUGCGGUGUCCACUAUUGCAGGUGUAGUUGUGCUUGCUGGUGCAGAAAGCUAUAUCUUCAGAACCUUCUUUAAAAUCAUGUUCUUAGUCAUUAUUAUUGGGGUCAUCCAUGGCAUCAUGUUCAUUCCUGUGUUUUUGACCUUCUUUGGCACUUGUGGCCAGAUAUCUUGUGGCAAAUGCGGAAAAAAUAAAAAGAGUCUACCACCCCUGGAGUUCGCUAGUUCGCUAGUUCGAAUCCCAUGGCGUGCUGAGUGACUCCAGCCAGGUCUCGUAAGCAACCAAAUUGGGCCGGUUGCUAGGGAGGGUAGAGUCACAUGGGGUAACCUCCUCGUGGUCGCUAUAAUGUGGUUUGUUCUCGGUGGGGUGCGUGGUGAAUUGAGCGUGGUUGCCGCGGUGGAUGGCGUGAAGCCUCCAUAUGCGCUAUGUCUCCGUGGAAACGCGCUCAACAAGCCACGUGAUAAGAUGCGCGGGUUGACUGUCUCAGACGCGGAGGCAACUGGGAUUCGUCCUCCGCCACCCGGACUGAGGCGAAUCACUAUGCGACCACGAGGACUUAGAGCGCAUUGGGAAUUGGACAUUCCAAAUUGGGAGAAAAAGGGGAAAAAUUCCCCCCCAAAAAAAUAAAAAAAAUAAAAAUAAAAACAAAUAAAAAGAGUCAAGGGCAUUUAGAGCACACUGACAGAAAGGAUCAGAAAGUAGUAACGGUAAUGAGCCAGAAUGUAAUUAUCCACAGUGAUACCAAGUUUAAUACUUCCAAUAAUGUCACCUAUUAUUGCGGCAUUGAUUGCAGGACGGCUAUGCCGGUAUUAAUCGCACUGGAGAAUGGAGCACUGCCAAUUGAUCCGGACUGUUACUGACUUUAAUUUUCUAAAAACAUGUAGCACUUAUACUGGCUUGAGAAAGCCAACAUACUGUUAUUCUACAAACUUGAUUUAGGGUUUAUCUAGAACUAACUCAUCUAUGAGCUUUCAAGCUUUACAAUCACCAUACUUGGCACAGACCUAGAGUACUGUCUGACUUAGGGGCCGUUCACACUAGAAUAACUAUUUCAUAAUCGACUACUAGUCAGUCAGUUGUUUGAACGACUAGUCGACUUGUCAGUGUUAAGGUUAAUAAUGUAGACUUAAGAUUCUGUUAUGUUAACGUGAUCCUGAUCAGACACGUUUCUGAGGGAUAUACGGACGCCAAGAGCAGCACCUGGACAUGAUAAUAGAUAAUCAACAAAUAUAUAAGCUAAAUAACUAUAACAUCUUAUUGCACAAAACUAUCAAAGUAAGAGAAGUAAGAAAUAAGAAAGGCUCAAAUACAGAACGGCACAAAACCGCUUCCGCGCAUCCUGAAUGUGGAAUGAUGUGCUUCAAUGUAACCGGAGUGCUUCAGGGCCAUCCUUGCUGCCAAUUCAAAAGCGCAGAACUGCAAGAUAAUGAUGCAGGUACACAUCUACUUCACGACAUCAAGCAGUUUAUAUCUUUUUUACUGCAACUAUUUAUUUAAACAGUGUCAGACAGAAUCAGCAAAAGACUUUAAUCUCUCCAAAGCACCUCACAAAUACGGGAACAUUACUCGUAGCAGAGGAUUUAACGUCGGACAGCAAUCAUCUUGUAAUGUGUUGUAUUGAUGCAGCGCUUUGAUGGCUGAAACAGCAGCGGUGCAUAAAUGGACUAAACUUAAAGUAAUAAAGAGACAAAACUUCUUGCAGAAGGUUUUACUGUGCUGAUUAUUAUACACUUUUGAGCACAGAAAACUCUAAAUCACAAAAAAAAACACUCCAAGAAAUUGCGUCUUUCGAUUAAUUUGAGAACUGCGUCUGAUUAAAACCACCACCACUAAAAAUACUAAAUGUUAGUAGUCGACCACACUAAUCCGCUAGUCAGUUGAUGGACGACUCAUCAAUUAGUUGACCACUGUGGCACAUCCCUAGUUCACACCAAACACAUCCUUUCACAAAAAAAAAAAAAAAGCUAGACGUAGCACCACAUUCACCUUUCAAUACACCUUUUUAAAAGUUUCCUUUCUUUUUAA
Myxocyprinus asiaticus (Chinese sucker) is the source of this 3878-nucleotide messenger RNA. Its product is annotated as patched domain-containing protein 3-like. The transcript has 3 exons. Gene Ontology annotation, cellular component: membrane. The coding region runs from base 183 to 2111 and encodes 642 amino acids. NCBI's taxonomy places the organism in Eukaryota, Metazoa, Chordata, Actinopteri, Cypriniformes, Catostomidae. The record is from RefSeq and is a predicted model, not a curated record.